Molecule: messenger RNA, 1179 nt
Organism: Pichia membranifaciens NRRL Y-2026
Lineage: Eukaryota; Fungi; Ascomycota; Pichiomycetes; Pichiales; Pichiaceae
Exons: 1
Coding region: 234-995 (253 amino acids)
Source: RefSeq, a predicted model, not a curated record
UGCUGCCGCCCCGGAUUUUAUGCCUAGACUCCAACGCCACGGCGCCUGCCGUGGUCACGGCCGCAAAAACACGCUGCUGCGCCACAGCGCGUGAUCGUCGGCUCGCGCAUUCUGAGCCGCGCCCACGGCUCAGACGGGGAAUCCGCCUUCCGUAUCCGGCCAUGCCGGCAGGGCCGAGACCCUGGCCCUGCACGUCGGCUGCGGGCUUUCCAUGAGCAGAUAGCCCGCGCCACAUGGCCCGCGUCCCCGUUGCGCUGUGGGUGCCCGCUCGCCUAGCUCGUCUAGCAAAUGUAUUGUUCCGCUUAUCGCGCCGGAGCAGCAGCAGCAGCAGUCACAAGAUGCCCGCCAUUACCUUUCCUGGUUGGGCCAGACAGCAUUCGGGCCAUGUAGACGAAGGGCCAGGACGGCGGCCAAGACAGACCAAGACAGCAACCAAGACAGCGGGCGACGCAGGCGCAGAAGAAGAGCCCACGCACGGACGGUGCGAGCCCCAGGCCUUAUCGCAGCACCGCUGCGGGCAAACCGCUCACGCCCGCUUCUCUGCCGGGCCUCGCCGCCAUGGUCACCAGUGGCGCAUGCAACACGAAAAGCUGCACAGCUACCAGGCACGGGGACGCUUUUCUGUCGGCCGGGUUUGCCCUUGGCCGGCCUUUCUCUGCCUCUGCCUGAAAAUCCUUCACUGCCCUGCCCUGCCUGUCCUACUCGAUCCUAUCCUAUCCUGCCCUACCCUACCUACGCUUCCCUUCCUCUCUUCUUCUUUCCCCCUUCUUCAUCCUUCUUCUUCUUCUCUCGUGCCUUGGUUUAACCUUAUUUUAGUUUUCUUUGCUUCCCUCCGCUCACUAGAUAAGUACCUUCGUUACAUACACAUCUUCUACACACCACAUUCCAAAAAUGCAAUUCUCCAGAGUCUUCUUCACCUUGGCUGCAGUUUCCGCUGUCCAGGCCGCUUCCAACAGCUCCACCGAGUCUACCUCGGUCUCCACCGCCGGUGCUAACGGUAACGCCUACGGCUCUGCCGCUCUUGGCGCUGUUGCAGCUGCCGCUGUCGCCCUAUUCUAAGUCCAGUCGCCUCGCUGACUGAGACUGAGAAUCACGGAAUAAAGAAAAAACACUUAAUGUGUUGCUUCCACGACUGAUUGCUCGGCUCUCACCUCGCCCGCUUAUUAUCUUACUAUACUA